Messenger RNA from Scatophagus argus, 1075 nucleotides. It is a transcript of the gene cfap20, whose product is annotated as cilia and flagella associated protein 20. Gene Ontology annotation, biological process: cilium assembly; positive regulation of cell motility; regulation of cilium beat frequency involved in ciliary motility. Bases 315 to 899 code for a protein of 194 amino acids. NCBI's taxonomy places the organism in Eukaryota, Metazoa, Chordata, Actinopteri, Scatophagidae. Gene Ontology annotation, cellular component: ciliary basal body; motile cilium. The transcript has 6 exons. The record is from RefSeq and is a predicted model, not a curated record.
AAGAACCGACGUGAACAACGCCGCGACAUUCUGUUCCUUAGCAACAGCUAAAUAAUGAAAGGGUGAACACUGGCUGUUCUCAUUUCGGUUUACGCACACAUGGGAGAGUUAGUCACAAUACAUGACAAAUUCGAUUUAUAUUUAACUGUAACGUUUUAAUUUCUAACGCCGGAACGGAUUAUUUUGUAUCACACGGAACCGGUAGCGUCGGGGUCGGAAGCUAAAUCUGUAAACAAACGUAACGCUCGUUAGCAACAGUUUCUGUUGGGUUAAACACAUGUGCAAAAUCUGCUGUGGACAAACUAAGCAAGAAGAUGUUUAAAAACACAUUCCAAAGCGGAUUCUUGUCUAUUUUAUACAGCAUCGGGAGCAAACCACUUCAGAUAUGGGACAAAAAGGUGAGGAAUGGUCACAUCAAGAGAAUAACAGACAAUGACAUCCACUCGCUGGUGUUGGAGGUUGAGGGGACAAAUGUCAGUACCACCUACAUAACAUGUCCUGCAGACCCCAAGAAGACACUGGGCAUCAAGCUACCUUUUCUCGUUAUGAUCAUCAAGAACCUCAAGAAGUAUUUCACUUUUGAAGUCCAGGUGUUGGAUGAUAAAAAUGUUCGUCGGCGAUUUCGAGCGAGUAACUAUCAAAGCACAACGCGGGUGAAGCCGUUUAUCUGUACCAUGCCCAUGAGGCUGGAUGAUGGCUGGAACCAGAUUCAGUUCAACCUGUCGGACUUCACCAGGAGGGCCUAUGGAACCAAUUACAUUGAGACAUUGCGUGUACAGAUCCAUGCUAACUGUCGAAUAAGAAGAGUGUAUUUCUCAGACAGACUAUACUCUGAGGAUGAGCUCCCAGCAGAGUUUAAACUCUACCUGCCUGUCCAGAACCAGAAAGCAAAGCAGUAGAUUCUCCACCCACACUGUUCCCCCCAGACUUGAUGUGGAGUGUAGCUGUAAGAUUUUCUGUGCGUAGACAUGUGAUGAACUUUACACUUUGUAACAUUAUAUUGUAAUUUUGGAACUAUGAGUUUUGAGUGCCGUCUUGUGUUGCUUUCUGCACAAUAAAUUUUUUUAUGGACUCA